CAUUGUUCUCGCGCAGAAAAGCCACGCAAGGCAGUCUCCGCUCGCUGGGGAGAAAAGCGUUAAUCCGUGAGUCAAAAAACCGAAACGGCAGUUCCAGACACAUUGAGCACGCAUCUGUUAAAGGCGGACAGGACUAAAGAAGACAUCAAGCGGGCCUUUUCAAUAGCGAGGAACGAUGCUAUGACCGUGAAUCCCCCCCGCGCUGGUCUGGAGGCACGGGGGAACACUGAUACCGGGAAAGCGAGCCCGCAGUGUGUGACAACACGAGCGGACAGGCUGGCGGAAGCGCCGGUCAGCAGCGGUGAGGCGCGUGUGUGUGUAGGGGAGUGAUGGCCCCUCGGCCGUCCUCGGGGGAGCUAUGGGGUCUCCACCUCAUGCCCCCACGCAUCCUGGUGGACUGUUGCCUGCCCAACGGUAUGCUGGUCAGCCUCGAGUGCCUGCGCGAGGCGCCACUGCUCACCAUCAAGCAGCAGCUGUUCGCCGAGGCCCGCAAAUACCCGCUCUACCACCUGCUGCAGGAGGAGUCAUGCUACAUCUUUGUGGGUGUGACCCAGGAGGCUGAGAGAGAGGAGUUUUAUGAUGAGACGCGUCGUCUGUGUGACCUGCGGCUUUUUCAGCCCCUUCUCAAAGUCAUCGAGCCAAUAGGCAAUCGAGAGGAAAAGAUCCUUAAUCGCGAGAUCGGGUUUGCCAUAGGCAUGCCCAUCUGUGAGUUUGAGCUGGUCAAGGACUCGGAGGUGCAGGACUUCCGGCGGAGCAUACUUAGCGUGUGCAGAGAGGCCAUGGAGGAGAGGGAGGGGGGCGGCGCCCACUCCCAGGCACUCUACGUUUACCCUCCCAAUGUGGAGUCCUCCCCUGACCUUCCCCCCCACAUCUACUCCAAGCUGGACAAAGGUCGUUUGAUCGUGACUAUCUGGGUGAUCGUGUCUCCAUCCAAUGCCAAGCAGAAGUACACGCUGAAGAUCAGCCACGACAGCCUGCCCGAGCAGCUCAUUGCCGAGGCCAUCCGCAAGAAGACACGCAGCAUGCACCUGUCGGCGCAGCAGCUGCGCAUGUGCGUGCAGGAGUACCAGGGCCAGUACAUCCUCAAGGUGUGCGGCUGCGACGAGUACCUGCUGGAAAAGUACCCACUCAGUCAGUACAAGUACAUCCGUAGCUGCAUCAUCGUGGGUCGGCUGCCCCACCUGAUGCUGGUGUCCAAGGACAGUCUGUACAGCCAGCUCCCGGCCAGUGGCUUCGUGGCGCCCUCCUACAGCCGCCGCACGCCCCAGCCCAGCCCUUGCCCCGGCGGCAGUGACCCGUCCCCACCCCGCUCCCUAUGGGCCUUCAACACGCUGCUGCGCCUGCGCCUACUCUGUGCCACCUACGUCAACGUCAACAUCAGGGACAUUGACAAGAUCUAUGUCAGAACAGGCAUCUAUCAUGGAGGAGAGCCACUCUGUGACAAUGUCAACACCCAGAGAGUGCCCUGUUCCAACCCCAGGUGGAAUGAGUGGCUGACGUAUGACAUCUACCUGACAGAUCUCCCGCGUGCCACUCGUCUCUGUCUCUCCAUCUGCUCAGUGAAGGGACGCAAGGGAGCCAAAGAGGAGCACUGUCCACUGGCCUGGGGCAAUGUGAAUCUGUUUGACUACAAGGACACGUUGGUGAGCGGGAAGGUGGCCCUGAGCCUUUGGCCCGUCCCGCACGGCAUGGAGGACCUACUCAACCCCAUUGGCGUUGCUGGAUCCAACCCCAACAAGGAGACUCCGUGUGUGGAGCUGGAGUUCUCCUGGUUCAACCAGACGGUCAUUUUCCCGGACGAGCAGCAGAUUGAGGAGCACGCCAACUGGGUCAUCUCCAGAGAGCUGGGAUAUAACUACUGCAUGGGCCUGAGCAGCCGCCUGGCGUGUGACAGCACGGUGUCGCAGGUGGAUGGCGAGCAGUUGCGCAGCCUGUGCAGCCGAGACCCACUCUAUGAGCUUUCAGAGCAGGAGAAAGACUUCCUGUGGAGGCACCGGCACUACUGUGUGAACAUCCCAGAAAGCCUUCCCAAGCUGCUGCAGGCCGUCAAGUGGAACUCCCGUGAUGAGGUGUCUCAGAUGUAUUGUCUGCUGAAGGACUGGCCCCUGAUGCAGCCGGAGUCUGCGCUAGAGCUGCUGGACUGUAACUUCCCCGACCCGAUGGUGCGCGAGUUCGCCCUGCGGUGUCUGGUGCAGGGCCUCACCGACGACAAGCUCAGCCAGUACCUGCUGCAGCUCGUGCAGGUACUGAAAUAUGAGAUGUACCUUGAUAAUCCUUUAGCCCGCUUCCUCAUUAAGAAAGCCCUGACCAAUCAGAGAAUAGGACACUUCUUCUUCUGGCAUCUCAAGUCGGAGAUGCACAAUAAGACCGUGUCCCGGCGCUUUGGCCUGCUGUUGGAGGCCUUCUGUCGGGCGUGCGGGAUGUACCUGAAGCACCUGAACCGACAAGUGGAGGCCAUGGACAAGCUGGUCAACCUGACGGACACACUCAAGCAGGAGAAGAAAGACGAGACCCAGAAGACCCAGAUGAAGUUCCUGGUUGAGCAUAUGUCCCGCCCGGACUACAUGGAGGCCCUGCAGGGAUUCGUCUCCCCCCUGAACCCAGUUCACCAACUGGGCAACCUCAGGUUAGAGGAAUGCAGAAUCAUGUCCUCAGCAAAACGUCCCCUCUGGCUCAACUGGGAGAAUCCUGACAUCAUGAGUGAACUGCUGUUUACCAACAAUGAGGUCAUCUUCAAAAACGGGGAUGAUCUGCGGCAGGAUAUGCUGACUCUUCAGAUCAUUAAAAUUAUGGAGAACAUCUGGCAAAACCAGGGCUUGGAUUUGAGAAUGCUGCCUUAUGGCUGCCUGUCCAUAGGUGACUGCGUGGGGCUGAUUGAGGUGGUAAAGAACUCCUACACCAUCAUGCAGAUCCAAUGCAAAGGUGGCCUCAAGGGGGCACUACAGUUCAACAGCAAUACACUGCACCACUGGAUCAAAGACAAGAACCGCGGCGAGGCGUAUGAUAAAGCCAUAGAUCUGUUCACCCGCUCAUGUGCCGGCUACUGUGUGGCCACCUUCAUCCUGGGCAUUGGGGACAGGCACAACAGCAACAUCAUGGUGAAAGAGAACGGACAGCUGUUUCACAUAGACUUUGGUCAUUUCCUGGACCACAAGAAGAAGAAAUUUGGCUACAAGCGUGAACGAGUGCCAUUUGUGCUCACUCAGGACUUUCUCAUAGUCAUCAGCAAGGGCGUGCAGGAGUGCACUAAGACUAAGGAGUUUGAGAGGUUCCAGGAGAUGUGCUAUAAGGCCUACCUGGCCAUCCGGCAGCACGCCAGCCUGUUCAUCAACCUGUUCUCACUGCUGCUGGGCUGCGGCAUGCCCGAGCUGCAGAGCUUCGAUGACAUCGCCUACCUGCGCAAGACGCUGGCGCUGGAGAAGAGCCAGCAGGAGGCGCUAGAGUACUUCACCAAGCAGAUGAACGACGCCCACCACGGCGGCUGGACCACCAAGAUGGACUGGAUCUUCCACACCAUCCGCCACAUGCCCAAUGAGCAUUAACCACAGACACACACUCAUACACAUUCACUCACUCAUACACUCAUACACACACACACACACACACACACGUCAUACAUAACGUAUACAAAGUGCACAACGACAUGCCAUCUGAUAAAAGCCAGUGAGCAGUAAACCCUUACACUCAUAAACAUACUCACACAAAACAUAUGAAACAUAUCAGUGAAUAUUAAACAUGAACAGAUAGAGACAGCACUCUCACACACUAACAGAGCCGUGAUGACCCUUGCAAGGUACACACACACACACACACUCUCACACACACUAACAGACCAGUGAUGUUACCCUUGCAAGGAUUACUUCUGCUCACCCAAAUUCCCACACACACAAACCUGGCCAGUGAUCCCCAUACAUUUACACACACACACACACACACACACACACACACACACACACACACACACACACACCCUGGCCAGUGAUCCCCAUACAUUUACACACUGGCACCACACCUUACUCAAAUCUGACACAUUAAGGCAUAUGAGCAGGAGACACAUAGCAAACAGACAUUCCCAUAGCAGUAGUGACAUAUCUAAUACGCAUGGGUCACACACACACACACACACACUAGACUUAUGCCUUCUGAACACUCAGCACAUACAACCACACCCACCUAACUCACCCAUUCUCCCUUAACACAAUCACUCCAUUCACAUUCAGACGAACACACACACACACACACACACACACACCUAGACACACACUAGUGAGCAAUAUGUUUAGUGGCUAAGUGGAGGUGAAGUGACUGCACUGAAUAGAGGAGAUCAAAUCUCACUGAAGCACUAACUCACACACCUCUGCUGCUACACACACACACACACACACACACACACACAGCCUCACUUAUGGCACACAGAUGCACAAGGACAAUCAAAAGUCUUAGUUACACACAAAUAGAUACACACACAAAAUGCACUACAGAUUGUGGGACUUGUGGAGUUGGUGCAAGGACAAGACAACGAUGAUGAAGGUGAUUGUGAGAAAAAGUGACUCAACUGUUUAUUGCAUUGCUGGCAAUGAUGGCAGGGGCCUGAUGAAUUUAAGGUUUGCCCCGCCUUCUCCAGGUCAUUGCCUCCUCAGGGUUCCACAAAGGGUCAAAGUUCAAAGGGCACUGCCACCACAAAGCCAAAAUGGAGAGGUUCCCCAGGAUGCAUUGCACCUGACAAAAAAACCCACCUUAAACGUUCUUCUGUUAUCUCCAGUCUUCCUAUUGACGUAUAUUAAUUGAUAUUUUGCAAAACAAAAACCUGUAAGCUAACACUUUCACGUUGGUUCUAUGUUGUUUGAAGUCUACUAUUUAUGAUGUAGACAGGUAACUGUUUUUAAAUUGAGUAUUGAAAAAAACCAGCAUGAAUGCCACUGUGAUUGCAGUUCGGCCCUGUACAAACCCACAGCUCCUGCUGUUUCAACCAGAGAAAGACAAUCUUGUUUCAGUUUGGGCUCAUCAAUAAUGAUGAACACCAGCUAUAGCCUGUUGUCAAGAGAGCACAGUAGCAUGGUGUGUACAGGGCACGCUGAGAUUUUUUGUAUCAGGGAUUUAAAUUGUUUGAAAAAAAUAUUAAGAAUCAUUAACAAGACAAUCUGUCUCAAGGGAGUAACUUUAAGUAAGAUAAAAAAAAAUAUUUUUCUCUUUGACCAAAUCUGAGCUGAUCUUGAAUCUUGAAUUUUGAAAUCCUCUUUUUGAACCGAACAAUGGCAGGGGAUGAUGUGUGGCCUGCUCGCUGUCUCUCAACAGCAGGUUCAGCACUGCAACUGAUGUCUGUGUUACUUGUAGAUGUUACCAGGUGGUCCGUUCCAAAUAUCUGUUAAGAUAUAUUUGAUUGACUCAUGGAGCUACUUUUGUUAAUUCAUAAUGCAUUUGAGUUGAGUUGGGGUCCAAAUCAAGCAGAGUUUAAAAACAACACUAAAUUUCAGGAACUCCAUUUCAUUCAAGUCUUUGUGACUAUACUAUGUUGUUUCUAAUAUAUCAACAUCUGAAAUGAACAAAUGUCUCUUGUCUGCAUGACUGAGUUGUGAAAUUUGAUCUUCUCUUUGUUGAUUACUCAUUUGCCAUUAGCACCUUAGCGCCUGAGUGGUGCGUCUGUGUUUUGGACACACAGAGCACCCCUAAAAAAAAAACAGAAGCACCAUUCAUUAGAGUCUCAAUUAUCCAUUCGGAGAGAGUUACAUAUGUCCUGUGUGGGUAGCCGUAGUCGUUAGUGACGUAGUGAUGGGGGUGAUGACCAUGGAACAUACUAUAUUUCAUUUAGGUUUGUACUCAUGUUGGCACACGUGAUCUUAACGUGACCUCAAGGUCGAGCCUAAUGUUCUGAAACUUUGGAGUGAUCUCUUGAGUAUUAUGAUGUUCGGAUGUUUUAGUGAUAUUUAUCUUAAUAAACAUUUCAAGAUGCCAAA
Messenger RNA from Alosa alosa (allis shad), 5954 nucleotides. RefSeq lists its product as uncharacterized. The record is from RefSeq and is a predicted model, not a curated record. Gene Ontology annotation, biological process: phosphatidylinositol-mediated signaling; cell migration; phosphatidylinositol-3-phosphate biosynthetic process. Gene Ontology annotation, cellular component: plasma membrane; phosphatidylinositol 3-kinase complex, class IB; phosphatidylinositol 3-kinase complex, class IA. Lineage: Eukaryota; Metazoa; Chordata; Actinopteri; Clupeiformes; Clupeidae. Gene Ontology annotation, molecular function: 1-phosphatidylinositol-4-phosphate 3-kinase activity; 1-phosphatidylinositol-3-kinase activity.